UCCCCAAUCCGGUUUCCGGCGGGAGCACUGACCGCCAGACGGAGUGAGGCUUUCCAGAGUGAGGCUUGCUUGCUGCUGGCAAGCCGCCCUACAGUUUCGGAUGGUGCCCGCCAGAAUGCCUCACUUGGAGAACUUGGUGCUCUGUCGGGAGGCCCAAGUGUCCACUUUGCAGUCCUUGUUCGGAGAGAGACAUCAUUUCAGCUUUCCAUCCAUUUUUAUUUACGGACACACUGCCAGUGGGAAGACCUAUGUAACACAAACUUUGCUGAAAACUUUAGAGCUUCCACAUGCCUUCGUGAAUUGUGUUGAAUGCUUUACUUUGAGGCUCCUUUUGGAACAAAUUUUAAACAAGUUGAGUCAUCUUAGUUCUUCAGAGGAGGGAUGUUCUACAGAAAUAACCUGUGAAACAUUUAAUGACUUUGUUCGCUUGUUUAAGCAACUAACCAAAGCUGAAAAUCUCAAGGAUCAGACUGUGUAUAUUGUUCUUGAUAAGGCUGAAUAUUUAAGAGAUAUGGAAGCAAAUCUUUUGCCUGGGUUUCUUAGGUUGCAAGAAUUGACUGACAGAAAUGUGACUGUUAUCUUUCUGAGUGAGAUUAUUUGGGAAAAGUUUCGUCCAAAUACUGGAUGUUUGGAGCCAUUUGUCUUAUAUUUCCCUGAUUAUAGCAUAGGAAACCUUCAAAAGAUCCUGUCCCAUGAUCAUCCUCCUGAGUACUCAGCUGAUUUUUAUGCUGCCUACAUUAAUAUUCUUCUUGGAGUUUUCUAUACUGUUUGUCGAGAUUUGAAAGAGCUUAGACAUCUGGCAGUACUUAAUUUCCCCAAAUAUUGUGAACCUGUGGUUAAAGGAGAAGCAGGUGAACGUGAUACUCGCAAACUGUGGAGAAAUAUUGAACCUCAUUUGAAGAAAGCUAUGCAGACUGUUUAUCUCAGGGAAAUAUCAAGUUCCCAGUGGGAAAAGCUACAGAAAGAUGACACAGACCCAGGACAGCUGAAAGGUCUCUCGGCGUACACUCAUGUGGAACUUCCAUAUUACUCUAAGUUUAUUCUUAUUGCUGCAUACCUUGCCUCAUAUAACCCAGCAAGAACUGACAAGAGGUUCUUCCUUAAGCAUCAUGGAAAAAUAAAGAAAACCAACUUUCUAAAGAAACAUGAAAAGACAAGCAAUCACCUUCUUGGACCAAAAUCAUUUCCAUUAGAUAGAUUAUUAGCAAUAUUAUAUAGUAUUGUGGACAGCAGAGUUGCUCCAACAGCAAAUAUCUUUUCCCAGAUUACCUCUCUAGUAACCCUACAGCUUUUGACCCUGGUUGGCCAUGACGAUCAACUUGACGGACCAAAAUAUAAAUGCAUGGUUUCUUUAGACUUCAUCAGAGCUAUUGCACGGACGGUGAACUUUGACAUAAUAAAAUACUUGUAUGAUUUCUUGUGAAAACAAGCUUCAAAGCCAUAUGGACACUGUGACAAUGACUAAGCCAAGCUGUGUUCAUCCAACUACUUAGCUGGCCAGGGAGAGGAGCUCUUUGGCGCUAUUGGAUUUGUCCAAACAGGUGCUGGCCCAGCAUGGAACCUGAUGAAAAUACUCUGAUUGGUCUGAGUGGAUGUGAGCAGAAGACUAUUUACCAGGGGCCCUGGAGUAUUUGGAAGCAACGUGUUAAUUAUAAACAGCAGGGUUGGAGCACAAUCUGUUCUACUCUUAAUGAUGUUAUCUUAACACUGAAAUUGCCUGAAACCCAUUUACUUAGGACUGUGUUUUGCUCUGUGAACUAUCCCCUGCGCUUUGAACGUGCCAGCAGCCCUUGUUUGUAUGCCCAGCCUUUUCACUUCCUCUCCACAGGAGCCUCUGCAGUUGCUUGCCAAAGCAGAUUUCCUAAGGCCACCAUUUUAGAAGUCCAUCGUUGCAAACUAUAUAAGUUCGUCUUAAAAUCUAAGUGUGUAUCUAUCUGCUUAUCUUUUCUCCUUAAUUUUCUCAAAUACAAGGUGGCCUGCUCAGAUGUAGACCUACUUUCUGUAUCUAGUCCUGUUGGUGUCUUCACAUGCUCUGGAAGGGUUAUCUGGUCACUGUUGUAAUUAACUACCCAACAUGGCUUUUUUAUCAGCAUAUGGUUUUCAUUUCUUUUUUUUUUUCCUUUGAAAGUUCCACAAUAAAUUCUUUUACUCUUAAAUCAGA
Messenger RNA from Nannospalax galili (Upper Galilee mountains blind mole rat), 2161 nucleotides. It is a transcript of the gene Orc5, whose product is annotated as origin recognition complex subunit 5. Lineage: Eukaryota; Metazoa; Chordata; Mammalia; Rodentia; Spalacidae. Gene Ontology annotation, biological process: DNA replication; DNA replication initiation. Gene Ontology annotation, molecular function: DNA replication origin binding. The coding region runs from base 101 to 1423 and encodes 440 amino acids. The transcript has 14 exons. The record is from RefSeq and is a predicted model, not a curated record. Gene Ontology annotation, cellular component: nuclear origin of replication recognition complex; nucleus.